Messenger RNA from Fusarium falciforme, 2052 nucleotides. RefSeq lists its product as hypothetical. The coding region runs from base 1 to 2052 and encodes 683 amino acids. The record is from RefSeq and is a predicted model, not a curated record. The transcript is spliced from 3 exons. Lineage: Eukaryota; Fungi; Ascomycota; Sordariomycetes; Hypocreales; Nectriaceae.
AUGGAUUCUCGUGAGAGUUCCGUCGAGGUUGCUGAUACCAGCGACUGGGGUAAGGCCAUGGCGAGAUUGGCAGAGGUUCAUUCACUCUCAGCACGACACGACGGUAACCUUCAUUCCAUGAAUUCGCCGUUCAAACAGCAAGAUGAACGAUUUGCAUGUCUUAGAGCAAAAGUCCAGCGCCUGGACGUCGAGUAUCAUCAGGUACUCUCGGGCGGUCUGCCAAAUAACGCCAGACCAGACGACACCAUGUCGGAAUGGAUAAGACGCCGUGUCCUCAAGAUACAGAAACUCGAGGAUGAGCUACGGAGGGGGCCCAAUCGAAAGAUAGUCGAACACGCCGAGGCCGACUACCAGGCACGAUGUCGAGAGGAAGAGAAGCAAUACUUCCUUGACUUGUUGAAAGUUUUUGGCGACCUCGGCCGGGGAUGGGUGAUGGAGUCCUAUGGCCUAAACGACUACAUCGCCGCGACAGACAUGGCGACACCGCGGUCCAUGGCCAGCAACGCGUCCACUCCUUCUCCAGAGAACAAUCAAGCCGACGAGCUACCUGGUGGUGACGAAUGGGACGUUCCUGAAGACGUGGAGGAUCCCACCCCUCUCGCCCCCCGAUCGAACACUCACUUGACGGAGGUCGCCGCCGGUCGCAAGAGGAGAAUCGCCAGAACCGACAAGUACAGACAACGGAAAAGACCCCGCUACAAUGAUCCCCGGGGCUCCUUGACGGGCGACCGAACAAUCGAGUUUAAUCAAGUGUUUCAGGGUAGCAAGGCUCGAACCAAGUACAGAAUUGCCCGGUACCCGCCACAAGGCGGCGCCUGGUAUAUUUUGGAAUGUAGGGAGCACGAAAAACGUUUCCCUAAGGAUCCCAUUCAUGGUGCUGCAAAGCACCUAGACUCUCCAGCCCAUGAGCAUAUGGGGAGAGGCCAUAAGCAGGCAGUCCGGGAACUCGGCACACUCGUCCUGGGCUGCAAUGAAGCACUAGCAGCCAAAAACAACGCCAUUUUCGACCGAGCCUUAGCCAAAGAUGCUGAGAAGCCUGGUGGAAGCAGACGACCUAACAAUGGAGCCCGCAAAAGUUGCUUCAGACCACCCGCGGUACGGAACACCGCCAACAUCAUGACGGAAGAUGGCGGUGCUCGCGUAAAGGAGAGGCUGUGGCCAGUCAUGUUCUUCAAAGAUGGGAGGUUCCCGAACGUAAACGAGAUUUCUUUUGUCCCUGCUAGUCACAUGAGACCCUACGACAAGGCCGAUUCGACCAUUCGAUACAAAGACGAGGUCGAGGACUUUCUAACCAGGCGUGACAAGCCUACUCCCUCGCCUUCGGUGGAGAGCCGGGGAUCCAGCCCCACAGCCAAUUCGGAUCACCAGGAUACCCCCAUCAGUGAUGAUGCCGUUCCAGAGGACGCAACGCUGAGACAGCAACAUUCUCGGCACCCUGAGAUUCAACGCAUUCUGGAGCAGGCGAGUGCCGACUUUGGCGAGCAUGCUGUUUUUGAGGAGGAGCAUGAAACAGAUGAACAUGGCGACUUCCGUUACGACCCACGCACUGGUGAGACAGACGACGAGGAAGAAGAGGAGGAAGAAAGAGAGAGCGUUGUGAGGAGCACGUACCAUUUUCGAGAUUGGAGACAGAGGCGGAGGUUUUAUGAUGGAGACACUGAAGAGUCGGCGGCAGAGUCGGAAGAGGAGGAGGAGGAGAUGAGAGUGGAUGAUGGGUUUGACAUCUACGGGGACGAUACGCCCAGGAGAUCACCACCUCGCCACACUCGAAACCGCACAACCCCCCAGAUGCGAUCUUCACCAAACACGACCAACCUGCCAGUGUAUGAUGAAGAAGAAGACAUAUACGAGGAUGACACCCUCAGGCGACCGUCGACUGACCGUUCUGGAGGUACAUUCAACACACCAGCGCCCUCUGCGAGGAAUGUGCCUAACCCCCAAUUCCCUGAAUUCAACGAGUUCUGGCGGCGGCACAGUCGAGAGAGGACAACCGAGUCAGACCAGCAAAGUUCGUACAGUGAGCUGCUUCGUGUAGGUUUGCAGAUGAGCUAG